AUGGCUUCUGAUAUGUCUGUGCUGUUGAACAUGUCAGCCAACUCUGCCACUUCCCCAGUAAGAGAAAUAGUAGGGAGAGAGUGCUGUGGCCCAGAAGACCAGGUGGCCCAGCAGACAGAGGAAGUGUUCCGGAGCUAUGCUUACCACCGAUACCAGCAGGAGCUGGAGCAGAAUGAGGCAGAUGUGCCAAUAGAUCCGGAAAUCGCGGCAAUCCAGCAGGAGCCAGGCAGUACCAGCAACCUUGUGGGGAGGCGCCUGGCCACCAUUGGCGAUGACAUCAAUGCGCGGUAUGAUAAAGAGUUCUGUGAGAUGCUGGGAUCCCUGCAGCUGACAAGGGACAAUGCCUAUGAGUACUUCACCAGAAUAGCCUCCAGUUUGUUUGACAGCGGUAUAAACUGGGGUCGUGUAAUAGCACUGCUGGGCUUUGGCUACAGGAUGGCCAUCCAUGUAUACCAGCAUGGGAUGACUGGCUUCCUGAUAAGAAUCACCCGCUUCAUAGCAGACUUCGUGCUUCACAACCGCAUCGCCCGGUGGAUUGCCCAGCAAGGAGGAUGGGUGGCAGCAAUGGACUUAAGCAAUGUUUAUUUGAAGUACAUGAUCGCUUUGGCAGCGUUGAUCCUCCUGGGCCAGUUUGUGGUACGUCGCUUCUUCAAGCCAUGACUGAGGGGAAUCAUGCUGGU
Molecule: messenger RNA, 680 nt
Organism: Euleptes europaea (tarantolino)
Lineage: Eukaryota; Metazoa; Chordata; Lepidosauria; Squamata; Sphaerodactylidae
Gene: BAK1
Product: BCL2 antagonist/killer 1
Exons: 5
Coding region: 1-660 (219 amino acids)
Biological process (GO): extrinsic apoptotic signaling pathway in absence of ligand; regulation of apoptotic process; intrinsic apoptotic signaling pathway in response to DNA damage
Cellular component (GO): mitochondrial outer membrane
Molecular function (GO): protein homodimerization activity; protein heterodimerization activity
Source: RefSeq, a predicted model, not a curated record